Molecule: messenger RNA, 2498 nt
Organism: Pimephales promelas (fathead minnow)
Lineage: Eukaryota; Metazoa; Chordata; Actinopteri; Cypriniformes; Leuciscidae
Gene: pnpla4
Product: patatin-like phospholipase domain containing 4
Biological process (GO): triglyceride catabolic process; lipid homeostasis
Cellular component (GO): lipid droplet; cytoplasm; membrane
Molecular function (GO): triacylglycerol lipase activity; retinyl-palmitate esterase activity
Source: RefSeq, a predicted model, not a curated record
UUUUAUGUGUUAUGUUGUCAAACAAAACUCGUUGGCGGCAAUGCACCAAAAGCUGGUUGCCAACCGCCGUUGAAUAAGAAUAAGAAGAAGAAGAAGAAGAAGAAGAAGAAGAAGAAGAAGAAGAAGAAGAAGAAGAAGAAAAAGAAGACAACUCGUCCUGUUGUCUGAUAUGUGAAAAAUAAGUAACGGUGAAUGAUUUAGCGUGCAUAUUUGUGGCUUUAGUUUAUCAAAUCUGACAGGUAUUAAGAUCGUUUUAAACAACUUAAUAAAAAAAGUUAUAUUGGUUGGUCGCACAGACUAAAUGAAAGGGUAUGACGGUGGUGAAUGUAUCAUUUGCAGCGGCUGGGUUUUUAGGAGCAUAUCAUCUGGGGGUAACAGAGGCUUUAUUGCGACACGGAGAUAAACUGCUGUCCUCUUUAAAAGCCUGCGCUGGAGCUUCAGCUGGUGCUUUAGUGGCCACUGUGAUGAUCACUGCUCCUGAUAAACUACAGCAUUGUAAGGAAUUCACCUACAGGUUUGCCAGUAAUGUGAGAAGUCAGAGAUUUGGAGCUGUGACGCCAGGAUAUGACUUCAUGCUUGAACUGAGGGAGGGCAUCGAAGAGAUUCUCCCACCCAAUGCCCAUCAGUUAGCCAAUGAACGCCUCCAUGUUUCAAUAACGCACUCAAAGACAUACAAGAACAGCAUGGUGUCCAGCUUCACCUCAAGGGAAGAUCUAAUUAAGGUGCUCUUGGCCAGCUGCUUUGUGCCUGUCUAUGCUGGAGUGAAGCCAGUCGAGUUCCAAGGGCAGAAAUGGAUGGAUGGCGGAUUCACAGACAGUCUUCCUAUUCUCCCUGUGGGACGCACAAUAACAGUGUCACCAUUUAGUGGCCCCCAGGAUAUUUCCCCAGCACAUAAGGGCAUUAGUAAGCUUAACCUCAGAUUGGCCAACAUGAGCAUUGCGUUCUCCAAGGACAACGUCAUACGACUGAACCAGGCCCUGUUUCCUCCCUCAUUACCCAGGCUCAAGGCACUGGAUCAAGAGGGAUACCAAGAUGCUGUUCACUUUUUAAAGAAAGAUGGAUGGAUGCAAUAACUGAUUUUCUCCUUUCUAGCACUUUCAAUUUCAUGAAUGUGGAAAAUCUGGCAUAUUGACACCAAGACAAUUUUCCUCAUAGAAGUUCAUUUGUGGUAUGCAAUAUUAUGUUCAGACAGUGUAAUAAUCAUACUUUGACUUGGUGUCUAGUUUCAUUCUCAAGAUGAAAAGCAAAGUAAAAUGCAUCAUGUAUUUCAGGAGGCUGAAUGGGCAUUGUUAUAAAAAGUAAAUUUCGAUUGCACAGCUUUAAAACAACUGCUCUCAGUAAAGAGUCUUGAGAGCACUACAGCGCUUUUUUAAAGAAUGACUAAAUGACGUGUUAAAAUAUUUCUGAAACUCCUUUUGUUGGAAUCUGUUCAUAAUGGCCUUUAAAAUCUCAGUCAAUCCCAAGACCUACAAGUCACCCUUUUGCCUACACUUGCUGCACAUCAGUGUAGCGUUUUUGUAGGACCUUGAGGACAACACUGGAGAACAAGCCUUUGAAGUAAAGCCGCAGCAGAGGUCGUUUGAACUCGUGAGUCUCCUCACCUCUCAGAACUAUGGGUUUACUUGCACUUGAUUCUGCAAGAGUGUUCUGAUCAUUUUUCUGUCUGUGAGAACAUCUCUCUGGGGAAGGUGUGGGGAUUAGCAAAGGAUUGUGGGUAUUUAUGAUGUGGUUGUAGACAGAAACAGAGCGCUGGCACACACACACACACACACAGUAUGGCAUAAACUGCUCAUGCAAGUUAUCCAAUCAUAUGAAAUAAAUAGUAAAGUUUUCGCAAUUAAACAGCAAUUUUAUUUGACUUAUUGAUUUAUAGAGCAGUUAGUGUUGUCAAAAGAUAUAAAGAUGAGAACUGUGUACGUGAAAUUACAUAAAUUGUAAUUGGUCUUCAUUACAAGCAAGAGCAAUGUUAUAAGUGGAGCACCAUUAGCUUGAUAAAAAUUGAUUAUUCAGUGUAUAGUUCUGUGGCAGCAUGGGUAAUUUAUGUCAGUCUUUAAAUGAUGCACGUGUUCAUAUGGGUUGAUCUAUUAUUUAUAAUAAGACCCCAUAUUGUAGGCCCUCAUUGCUGAACCAGCGUUUUUGAACUACCUGGUAAUCAAUAGAGUGAAUGGUUGUUUAAUUGAGAGUAUUGUUUGAAUAAAUGUUAAAUAAUAUGGCAUCGCAAUGUACUGUCUAAGUGUGUGAGAAUUUAUUUGUGAAAUUAACUCUGGUGGGAUGUGUCUUUGAAUAGCUGCAUUAGUAAUGUAAUUAGAAUGCUUUCACAUAGAAUUGUUACAAAGUGUAUCUGACACAUCAAGGAGAAACCCCUGACUCAGGGUUGUGCAUUAUUUACUGGCAAAUCAAGUCUGUAUUAAUUUGCAUUGUUAAGCACUGAGAUUUUUUUUCUUUCAGGCGAAUACGAUCGGAGUUGUAUUAAAAAUUGUCCUGGCUCUUCCAAGCUU